This is a messenger RNA of Leptidea sinapis, 3202 nucleotides long. RefSeq names its product protein unc-45 homolog B (gene unc-45). The record is from RefSeq and is a predicted model, not a curated record. The transcript has a single exon. Lineage: Eukaryota; Metazoa; Arthropoda; Insecta; Lepidoptera; Pieridae. Gene Ontology annotation, molecular function: Hsp90 protein binding. The coding region runs from base 126 to 2906 and encodes 926 amino acids.
AUUUUAAUUCUUUAUUGGUACGUGCAGUUGAUAAAUGUAAUUUACCAGACUGUGCCAGAAGUUUCUCAUGUGUAAUACGUUAGCAGGAGCAACUUUUACCAUUCAAAUAAGUGUAUUUCGUUAAAAUGGUUCAGAAUGCAGAAGCUGAAAACUAUAAAAAUAAAGGUAAUGAAGCAUUUAAUUCCCAGAAUUAUGAAGAAGCCUUAUCGUUCUACUCGAAAGCAAUUAGUCUUGCAGAAAGAGACACACGUGAUAUGGCUACUUACUUAAAAAACCGCGCUGCGGUUCAUUUGAAGCUAAAUUCUUUUAAUGAGGCUGUAAAAGACUGUGAUGAGGCCUUGAAAAUAAUUCACGAAGACCCUAAAGCUCUCUUUCGACGAUGCCAGGCUUUGGAGUCUCUUGAAAGGUAUGAAGAAGCCUACAGAGAUGCCAAAAACAUAUUUACUGUAGACCCAGCAAAUAAAGCUAUUCAGCCCAUUUUGAGUCGGCUACAUGCUAUAGUUGAGGAGCGUGCAAGAAAAUCUGCGCAGACUAGUAAUAAAGUAGAACAGAUGUUUAAGAUUGCUUUUGAAAUGAGUGAAGAUAGUGAAAAGCGCGAAAAAGCAAUGUCAAAUUUACUAGUGUUAUGCAAGGAGAAUUCUGGUGCAAAUAUAAUGAUGAAAUCUGGUGUUAUUCAAAAAAUUCAACAGCUACUAAAACAUGAGAAGAAUACAGAUAUCUAUGUCAAUGCAAUAAGAGUUGUAUGUCAUCUGUGCAAGAGAGAUAUUCAGAUGACAAAGGAUGUACUUAAUAUAGUUGGUGUACCUUGGUUUUUGGAAAUUAUUGACAGCAGUGAACAAGAAAUUGUUAAUGUGGCUCAAUAUUGUUUACAAAGUAUAGUGAAUACAUUAUCAGGUAUGGAUUAUAAGAGUGAAACCAAACCUGAUCCGCAGCUUUGUGAGCAAAAUAAACUAGAAAUAGAUACAAUACUCACAUGUUUAACAUACUCUAUUACAAGCAGAGUAAUAUCUGGAAUAGCAAGAGAUGCUAUAAUGGAGUUAAUUAUGAGAAAUUGCCAUUACAGUACUCUUAAUUGGGCUGAAAGAUUUGUUGAAAUAAGAGGACUUCAACGUUUGCUUGAAGUAUGUAGUGAAUUAGAAGAAUACAAAUAUGAAUCAGCAAUGAAUAUUACUCCUUCUUCAAGUACUGUUGCUGCCGCUUGUUUAGCUCGAGUUUAUGAAAAUAUGUACUAUGACCAAGCAAGAGAAAAGUUUAACAAUCAAGUUGAUGAUUUUAUUAAAGAUAAGUUAAUGACUCCUGAUCUAGAGUCUAAAGUAAGGGUAACUGUAGCUAUUACAUCACUGUUACGGGGCCCACUAGAUGUUGGUAACUAUAUAAUCUCAAAAGAAGGUAUCAUAGAAAUGAUCUUAGUUAUGGCCCAAACAGAAGACACACUACAACAGAAAGUUGCAUGUGAAUGUUUAAUCGCUGCAGCAUCUAAAAAAGAUAAAGCGCGGGCUAUUAUAAAUAAAGGUAUUGAUAUCUUAAAGAAAUUAUAUUCAUGCAAGAAUGAUGCUGUUCGAGUCAGGGCUCUGGUUGGGUUAUGUAAAAUUGGCAGCUUUGGUGGAGAUGACGCAUCCAUUCGCCCUCUUGCUGAAGGAUCAACAAAGAAACUGGCAGAAGCAUGCAGAAAAUUUUUGGUAAAUCCAAGCAAAGAUAAGGAUAUGAGGAAAUGGGCAGCUGAAGGGCUAUCCUAUUUAACUCUUGAUGCUGAUGUAAAAGAGAUGUUGGCUGAUGAUAAAGCGGCUUUGCAUUCUCUUAUUGAACUUGCUAAAACAGGGGAUCAAUCUUGUUUGUAUGGAGUUGUCACUACUUUGGUCAACUUGUGCAAUGCAUAUGAGAAACAAGAAGUUAUGCCUGAAAUGAUUGAAAUAGCUAAAUAUGCUAAACAUCACAUACCAGAGCAGCAUGAAUUAGAUGAUCAAGACUUUGUAAAUAAAAGAUUAACAGUAUUAUGUAAAGCUGGGGUAACAACUGGUUUGGUAGCACUGGCAAAGACUGAAAGUCAUAACUCAAGAGAACUUAUUGCUCGAGUAUUCAAUGCAAUCUGUAGUCUACAAGAGCUUAGAGGGAUUGUGGUACAGCAGGGAGCAGCUAAAGUAUUGAUACCAAUGGCUUUAGAAGGUACCAAGAAAGGGAAAAUUCAGGCUGCACAAGCAUUAGCUAGAAUUGGUAUAACUAUAAAUCCAGAGGUUGCAUUCCCUGGACAGAGAAAUUUGGAGGUUGUGCGGCCAUUGAUUACAUUAUUACACCCUGAAUGUACAGCUCUUGAAAACUUUGAAGCUUUAAUGGCCUUAUGUAAUCUGGCUGGAAUGAAUGAAACUACUAGGAAUAGAAUUCUAAAAGAGGGUGGUUUGACUAAGAUAGAGCAUUACAUGUAUGAAGACCAUAUGAUGCUUCAGAGAGCUGCUACACAGUGUAUUUGUAAUCUAUUGCAGUCAGAAGAAGUAAUUAAAACUUUUGAAGCUAAAAAUGAUAAGACAAAAUUCUUAUGUCUGCUGUGCCAGGAAGAAGAUGUUGAUACUGUAAUGGCAGCUGCUGGAGCCUUGUGUAUUCUUACCACUGCUAGUAAGGUGUGUUGCAGAAAGAUUCUUGACCUAGAAUCCUGGUUAGAAUCAUUGCAAUGCCUCUUGGCUAAUCCCAUUAAAGAGAUUCAAUACAGAGGAACCUACAUACUAUACAAUAUGGUUAAGGAUGAUAAAGAUAUGGCUGCCAGGGUAUUUGAAACAGAUGUUAUGGAAAUUUUGAUGGCAAUUACUAAAUUAGAAGAUCCAGAAUGUGCCAAAGCCGUAGAGUAUGCUCAAAAGUGUCUUAAUACUGCAGAAGAAUUAGGGAUUAUUAGAAAACCUGAUGACACAUCAAAUUAAAUCAUCUGAAUAUUAUUUAUUGCAUCAUUUUGAUUGUUAGUGUUUGAUGCUAGAUAUAUCUAUAGUUGUUUUGAUAUAAUUUUACAGAUUAUAUGUUGAUAAUUAUUUAAGUUAUCUAACAUACAAUAGUUUUGGCAUAAUAAUUUGGUAUUUUAAAUAUUAAACUUUUAAUUUGCCACAUAUUUAACUGUUUGUGAUCUUUAUAGUAUAUUUGUGAAUGAUUUUAUUUAUUUAUGGUGUGUUUAUGUUGAUAUUGUUAAAUUAAUUCUUAGGCCUUAUUAAAAUUUUGUACCAUA